UGUUGUUUGUUUGUUGACCAAAUAAGAAAAGCAAAAUUACUUAAAAUUGAUUUUUUUAAAAAAGGCAGUGUAUAUAAAAACCUUUGUCGUUCUCAAAUCCUCUCUGUAAUUCUGGUUUUUCUUGCAAUGCUUCUUCCAUUUCUCUCCUCCUCUCUCCUCCUCCGUCUCUCUUCUCCGAUCAUGUCCCCUGAUCCCAAAUCCAAUACCUUCUUCUUCUCUUUUUCCAGUUGAUUACCGGAGAAUUUCAGAUCGCGAUCUCCGAUUUAUUAAUAAUUACAGAAAAAAAUAAUUAAACCCUAGAGAGAGAGAGAGAUAUAUAUAUACAUGGAGAGUUCAUUAGGUUUCAUGGCGGUUUUCGCCGUCUCAGGAAGCGUUGUGUUCUUAGCGAGUCAAUUUCACAAGCGUCUUCUCUCCGAUUACAUGGACAAGUUCGAAUUCGAAAUCCGAGCGCAGAAAAAAAUGGUGAUGAAGAAGAAGGUGAGAUUCGCGGCGGAUGUGGUGGAGCCGUCGGGGAAUAACAAAGAGUAUCGCCGGAGACAUUCUUCCAAGGCUAAAUCGAAUUCGAAGAUGGCGGCAACUAUUUGACUUUAAGGUUUUUUGUACAAAAUUUAAUGUGUAAUUUAUUCAUUUGGGUUUUUGUGAUUUGAAAUUCGUAAAUUUAAUUUCGGAAUCUGAAUCUGGGCUAAACUUUUCAAGUCUUCCCCAGGGUCAAUUAUUUUCCUUCUUCUUUUUUUUCUUGAGGGUUUAUUUUUGUUGUUGUGACCUGUAAAUAAAUGUGUUGUUUGUGUAUAUACAAAAUGUGAUUGCUAAUUACCUUUUAUAUUUUGGUUCUUGUGAUUUUUGUUUUCGUUUAAAGCAUUGUGUUGUUGUGAUUCAGAUUAAGCCUUAAUUAAGGGUUUUACAUACAGAUGUAAUAUGUUGCGCUGGCUCUUCUUAGUUACAAUUAUC
Arabidopsis thaliana (thale cress) is the source of this 948-nucleotide messenger RNA. RefSeq lists its product as uncharacterized. The transcript has 2 exons. The coding region runs from base 325 to 585 and encodes 86 amino acids. NCBI's taxonomy places the organism in Eukaryota, Viridiplantae, Streptophyta, Magnoliopsida, Brassicales, Brassicaceae. The record is from RefSeq and is marked reviewed.